CAACAGCAGAUUAAUCGUUUUUAUAAUAUAAUGUUUUAAGUGAAAUCACGUAAAAUAAAUUAAAUGUAAAUUCAUCAACGUUUUCAUAACACAUCAACAUUCCCGUUAAACAACAUUUUUGAGGAGCGUUAUUAAUACAAAAUUAUUCCAACGAUACCAAUGUAAACGAUAAUAUUCAUUACUAUUUUAUAGUACAGAUUAUAGAACUAUUUAACUAUAAACUGGGGAACGAACUGAUCAUAGUUUAUGUACACCUGGGAUCCGGACUUCAAGUGCAACCAUGGCUGACGAUAUAGAUAUAGAGGAACAUGAUGUUUUAGACAAUCCAAUUAUUAAAAAUAUAUUUCCUGAUAUAACAAAUAUCAAGACUGAAGUGAUCGACUAUGAAGAAGAAGACCUUGAUUUUGGUAAUGAGCAUAUUGAUACACUCCAAUAUGAAACGGACCCCGAGGACAUUGACGCGGAGAUCCCUAAUCUAUUCCAAAACAGAAUUAUCCUUGGAACCAAACCAUGUGCUUCUGAUUCAUCAUCAGACGACGAAGGAACCGUGCCAAAACUUCUAGAAUCUUAUGUGGUAUUAGAAGACUGGGGUGUUUUAUUGGCGAACAGCCCAUGUUAUUGCCAUACUUGUCAGAUUUUAUUUCCCACCGAAAAUUCACUGGAUUCCCAUAAAAUGACGGCGCACUCGUUCCUAAUAGCUGUUAGGCAUAACAAGGCCAUCAAGAGUACGAGUAAGAGUUCAAUAUCAGCGAGAUUGAAAUUCGAACAGGAAGUGUGUGAGGUUAACGUUAAUCUGUGCAACCAUUGCAACGUCGCGUUUCCGGACGAAAUAGCUCUACUGAAACACUCGUACGAGCUGCUGCCGAGGAAGUUUGCGUGUGAAUUUUGCGAUCUCGUGCUGGAGACUGAGAUGGCGUGUAAGCUACAUAAGAGAGUGCAUUCGAUAGUCGAAUGUUUCCGCUGUCCAAUUUGUUCGUGCUAUUUCAAAUAUAUAAACAAGCUAAUCAGUCACGUGACCUACCAACAUCAAACGCAGCUGCCUGCUCUGCCGGAGCGUGUGUCAACUAAUUACAAUUGUGCGUUCUGUGUCGCUAAGUUCAAAAACAACAAGAGUUAUAACGGCCAUAUAUUAUACCACCAUCCGGAGUUUUAUAAGAAAACAGUGGAUAAGGCUGAAAAUGAUAAAUUUGUAUGUCCAGUAUGUAAUCUAAGGUUUCCGUCCGCGUAUUCAGAGAAGAUACACCGAGCUGCUAUCCAUACGAGUAAAUCAAGUGACGUCACAAGUCGACAGAUUAAAUUGGAGAAGAAAAUAAAAUUGGAACCGGUAUCGCCCAAGAAACUAUCACCCCAAAAAAUCGAUCUUAAUCGAAGGCCAAUACCGAGAUCAGCGUUGUUCAAAUGCAAUAAAUGUCAAUUGCACUUCGUAUCUUGUACAGUAGCAGCUGAGCACACGAAGCGUUGUGCGCUGAAGAAAGGCGAAUGGAAGUGUGGAAAGUGCCGACGUUCUUUCAAACUGGUCGACCGUCAAAAUCACGUGACGCAACACAACACGAUCGAUCGAUUCAGAGUUAUAACAGUCGAGGGCAACACGUUAAACAAACUCCUGUGCCGAUGUAUAGCUUGCAAGAUUUGCUUCGAUGAGAGAACACUACUCAAGUAUCACAUAAACGGCUGCACGGAGAGCAACUCCGUGCUGUGUAAUAUAUGCAAUUUUCGUAUCCACGAGCAUGCGAUAACAAAACAUAAAAGAAUACAUAACGAGCUGGGUUCGGAACAAUUUGUCGUCGUUGAUUACGUCAGCGCUGAUCAAUUGACGAUCGAGAAACAAACGGACGUAAAGACGGCUAAUUUAAAAAAAGAACCACGUCAACUGAAGAAGGAGAAGUUCUACUACUACUGUCCCACGUGCCAGUGUUUCAUGAAGGUCAAUAAGUUAACGGAUAAACACAACGUUGGUAAAUGCAAUAAAUAUCUCAUGAAAUGUAUUUGCAAGUUGUGCGGACUCAAAUUUUCGACGAAGAGCUUCGAGACGCACAAGAAAGAACACAAGAAAUUUCCACAUUUAAAACUUCGCGAUCUCACGUUCAAGAACACGCAAAGUUUGAAGAAAAUCAAUCCACCGUUUCCGGAUUUCAAGAAGUGCACCAAUUGUAAAGUGAUGUUUUUCAGUGGUGUCGCUCUAAAGAGCCACGUGUGUAACGUUGAAGAAGCUAAAGUUUGUGUUUAUUGUGGUGAAAAGUUCAGUGACCUCGCGUAUAAGUUACACGUUCCGUUCCACGAGUAUUCAGGCGAAAAGAAGAAAGUUUACAACGAAAAUAUACCGGAACUGAUAAAGAAAUACGAGUCAUUGAAAACCGUCUGGAAUAUACUCUACCUCUGUGAGAUUUGUGACACGAUUCUGGACGAUUACGACGAAGUAGUAGAGCAUAGUCAGAACCACUUUUGUAAUAUGGAAAGCUACAAUAUCACUAUAAAUCAUUGCUCGAUAUGUGACAUACAAAUUGUCGGCGAUUGUUACGAGAAGCAUAAACAAUUCCAUUUAGCGAACAGUGUGACCAAAAGUUCUUUCAAAAUUCUCCGUUAUAAUUACGAUACUCUUUUAACGGACGAUUGGUUUAAUAUAUUUAAAGCAUUAGCGAAGGAGCAAGUCGAUCAAAUUUUAAAUAAAAGCAAAUAUAAGCACACGAGAAGCGUUCGAAUGGAGCUGUCGGUUGAUGGACCGAUUGAUUUGACGCUGUACCAAUGCGUUGUCUGUCAAGUGAUCAUCGAUUGUAACGCUGUCGCCGAACACGCCCAGAAUCGUUCUAAUUGCGUUAAUCCGACCAAAUUUAAUUGUUCAAUGUGCCAUUUGAGUUUUUCGACGAGGGGCUCUUUAAAAUCGCACAGCGUUUUGCACGAAAAACACCUGAUCACAAACAAAACGUUCAGAAUUAUAUCAUUUAAUGACAAUAAAGAUAUAUUCGUCAACGAUUCGCUGAAAUCGAAGAGCAAUCCCGAAAGUUUGAAGUUCAUUCGUUGUCAACAUUGCGGGAAAUUAAUUAACAAAUCAAAAUACAAGAAGCACGUUGAAUACCACAUGUAUGUAGCUAAGAAGAAGCUCAUCGCCAAGGACAGCAAGAAUCAACCAAAAUUCUUGGUUCGUUCGAAGUACAAAAAGAUCGAUUCGUCGAUAGUACACAAUUUUUACAAAUGCAAAAAGUGCGGCGUUUGCGUUUUCAGGAAUAACGUCGUGAAACAUUUCUGCAGCACGACGAAACAGAAGAAACAGUGUCCGAAAUGCCAUUUAUGGUUUAGAUCGUCACAUUUGCACAAACACCUCAUGUAUCACGAUAAAUUUAAACUAACGAAAUAUAAUAUCAACGUAUUCAUAUUUAAAAACGGUAAAAUAGAAAGAGAGCGACGCAAGGAAGACCAAGUAGUUUUAUAUCAGUGCUCAGAUUGUUCCGUCUGUUUGCACAAAGAGAUGAAUAUAAAACGACACAUAUGUAUAAGUGACAACUAUCAGAAAGUGUGUCGAUUAUGCGAAAUGCCAUUCCAUUGUUCCCGUAUGCAAAUACACGAGAAGUUGCACGAAGAUAAGAAUUUCACGAGGAAUAAUGUAGUUAUAAAGAAAUUCAAAAGCAAAGACGUUCUAAAGCAAUGCCCACAGAAAUCGAAGCCGGCUACACAUUUAAUGAUAUCGAAAUAUAAAAAGACGAAAAUAAAUCCGAGGCAUUUGAAACUAAAUAAAAAAAAAACGAAAACCGAAUACGACGAUCCACAAUUCCUGAGAUUUGCACAUUUGAGGAAUUUCAAAUGUACAGAAUGCAAUUUGCUCUUCGUAACGCCGUCGGCUUUACUGAAACACCAGAAUUCAUGUUCCACUGACAACGUUGGUGUUAAAUGUGACUCGUGCGCACUUAUUUUCCACAAAUCAAUGAUAAAUUUACACAAAAAAUUGCGAAGAUGUGGUCCACGAAGCGGUAAACUAUUCAUCGUCACUAUAGACAGUAAAGCUGGAGAAAAAUAUGACGAAACAAAGUGCUUGUAUCGUUGUAACAAGUGUGGGAUUCACUUUACAUCGUUUAGAGCCAUAUUCAAUCACGUGAAAGCUGAACACGUGAUUGUGAUGAAGCCAACUAGCUGUGACUUAUGUAACAUUACACUGUCAUGCCACAGUUGUCCAAGACAUAAGCAAAUUCAUCACGAUAGAAAUUUAGCAUUAUCUGACCUUAUUAAGCUGAACGUAUUCGAUAUGAGCUUAAGCAAAGCGUUAAAAGAUCAACCGAAUAAUGAAAUGAUUAAUAUUAUUGAUAAUUCGUCUGAAGAUGACGAAAUUGACAAUCUGUAUAAACAAGUAGCCGUUAAACGGAAGACAUUUAUAGAAGACAAUGUUCCAAGUAAAUAUAUAAAAGUAAAUAACGUUAUAUCAGAAAAAAUAGUGCCAAGUCCGUUAUGUGAUAAUUUUAUCGACGAUAUUUACCACUGCGAGAUAUGUAAAUUGAACUUUUUACAUAAGAGGACGUUAGACCAUCAUAUUAAUGUCGGCCGUCACAAUGAAAGAAAAUUCAAUUGUCCUAAAUGUAAUUUGAUUUUCACGCAGAAUUCGCUGACGCGUCAUCUUAAGUUCCAUCACGAUGGAGACGAAUUGUCCGUUGUUCAUUAUGAAAGAAAACCGUUACCGUCUGAUCAUUUGGAGUUCGACACAGCUUUGAAAAAUCAAUUUCAUAAAGAAUUAGUCAAUGCUGAAUUGGACGAAUCUAUUGAUGGUGAUAAACAAGUUGCUCUCAAACGAAAAAGUUUCGCGGAAGGAGAUGUACCCAAAAAGCAUAUCAAACUAAACACUGCUAGUUCAGUAAAUACUUUGCGAAGUUCAUCAAGUAAUAGUACUAUUGAAGAAAUUUACAAAUGUGAUGUUUGCAAUGUGAAUUUCUUACACAAGAGAACACUGGAUCGCCAUACGUUUAUAGGUCGGCAUGACGAAAGAAAAUUCAACUGUCCCGAAUGCGACUUAGUUUUCACGCAAAACUCAUUAACGCGUCAUAUUAAACAAAGCCACGACCCAAAUUACUCCGUGACAUAUAUUCGGAAAACGGCUAGCCCUAAAGCAACGGACAAGCAAAUCGCUCUUAUUGAAGAGAACGUGAAAUUAACUCCAUUAGCUGUUACUAAUGAAGAUAGUAAAGCAACGGACGCUAAAAAUAAUUUACAACAAACAGACAACAAGGCGAACAAGCUGUACAAAUGUAGCGCAUGUGAUGUUUACUUCACGUGCGCAGAUGCGUGUCAAGAGCACGUGGCUAACCACGUAGCAUUGGACCCAACUGAAUACAUUGCGUGUAAGCUGUGCGAUUUGCAAUUUCUAUGCGAGUAUCUCGGAUGUCACAUGAAGGGUCAUAGAGAGAAAACGUUCAGUAUAGACGAAUUAAUCGUCGAAGAAUACCAUGUCGAUAACGGCCAUAUUAAAGUCGAUACGUAUUCCGCGGCGGAUAGAUUAAAAUCGAAGUUAGUAACUACAACAACCCAUUUCGAUACGGAAGAUGAAAAGAAUGAUAAAGACGAAAGCGUCAUUGAUUCAACGUGUUCAAUUGCGGAAUCUAACGCAAAGUAUGUGGGUAGAGUUUCAAACGAAGCGAUAAGUCCCAUUAACGAUAGAGAAGUAAAUAAAGGUGUCAAUGAUGUUGAAAUUGUAUCAGCGCCUAGUUCUGAAGCAGAAAAGGUGUUAAGUUAAGAAUACAUUAGUAUCACCGGAUAAAUGUCCUUGUAAAUAGAACAGUGAUUCGAUCGCUGUUUUGUUGAAAAUACCUCCAUAGAUUGUGAUUCAUUAAAUAUUAAUUACAUAGAGCUAGGGCUAUAUAUUAAUUACGUAGCUAGCGACCGACAAUUUACAUUUAUAUAAAAAGUGGAAUCAAUGGAAUGGUAUAUAGUGAAUGGUAUAUGGUGAAGUACAAUUGCAAAGCGGAGUACAGAAAAUUUAAUACGAGUUUCGUGAACCUUCUAAUAGAUUUGUCUGAUUGUUUCAAACAUUUAAAAUGUGAUUCGAAAUCUAAAUUAUCGAUAUAUUUUUUCUAAAAUUAUAUUUUAAAGUGUUUUAGGUGUUUAAAAUAUUAAUUUAAACGUGUGGACAGUGAAAAGACGAGAUGAAUCGGUGACAUGUUUGUAUAGACAUUUGAGUGAUUUAUAAAUUUGUUAUUGCGACCAAAAAGUUACAGGAAAUUGUAUAAAUAAUACAUUUCGUAAAUUUUUGUUGCAAUCGCUUUAACAUUUGAUACUAAACGUAUCACACUUUUUUUUUUUACAUAUGUCAUGUUUGGAUUCCAGUCUUUUCGUUACAAGGUCACAACAGUGAACAAUUAAUAUUUGAGAGGAUUUGAAAUAUUUAUCCCAUCGAUAGAAAACUAAAAAUAAUGAACGACAAAUUAUAUUUAAGAAAUUAAUAAACAAAUCUUUGUAAUAGCAUUAUACUCUAUUCCAAUCGAGGAAGAUUAUAGACAUAAUACUUAGAUCAUCAUACACCACGCAAUUUUUUUUUCCCGAAUCCAUUCUGAAUAUUACAGAUUAUUCAAGAAAUCUACUUUUUUUUUCUAUUACACUUCAAAAGUUUAUAGCGGUACUAUCUGACGUCCAAAUUGUUCAAUCCAUUGAGAAUAUCGGAGAUUAUUCAAGAACCCGUUCCAUUGGCGUCAAUUUUAUGUUUAUUAAAAAUUUCUAUAUUUGACUUUACUCUUCUUCUGAUUGAAAUAGGAUUAUAUAUUUGAACGUUCAUAAUGAAACACAGGCACCGGAUCGCCGAGGUCAUUUAUUAUAUCUUUAAAAGAAUUCAUCCCGUAAAAUGAACGUGACGUAAAUGCGAAAAGAAUGAGUUUACAUGCUAUCGCUCUUUUUGUUGUCUCUUUCGCACUUUGUACAAAUUUUAAACAAAGCUCUUUGAAAUUAUGUUCUACCUCUGUGAAAAUGUCAGCCUUAAUGAUUUAUUAUAUUCACUAGCCGUUCAUUUCGAGAUGGCCGUCGCCAGCGAAAAUAACGCCAUAGACAUAACUACAAGUACCGUUGACAAAAAAAUAAUUAUUAUGUUUUGUUACUGUAAAUAUGUUAACUUAUUGUAUGGUAACACACUAUUGCGAUUAUAAAAAGUGCAUAUUUUGAAAGAAAUUAGGCGCUUUGAUAAUAUCGGUUGUACGUUAAAGCGUCGCUUUUCGUACUUAGCGGGUCAGACGGGCGCGGUGCGGGGAAGCGGGGGUGAGGUUACUGCGAUCUGGAAAUGAACGGAUAGUACAUUGAGCACUUAAGGUCUUUUUUAGCGUCUAGCGUUUAUAUAUCAAUAUGAUUAUUAAUUAUUUAUUUUAUAAGAAAUAUGUUUGUUUAUAUGGAAAUUAUAGGAAUGACCUUUUUUUUGAAACGAAACGGUUUAAAUUUAAACGGCCUUACUUAUAAGCUUAGCGACUUAGCGAGGGUUAAACACUGAUUCAUCUCUUUCUGUCAUUAUUGAUUCGAUAUUCGAAAGAAAAAGACAGAGCAUUGUUUAAGCUAUCCGCUAUAUAAUGUUUAUAAGUAAGGAAGAUAAUUUGUUUAAUUUUGUUCCGUUUGGUUUUGUUGUAUGCGAUCUUUAAGCUACAGGACUGUAGAUGUAUUUUAUAAGAGUGAAAUCAAAACUCAUAUCGAAAAGUCAUAUGCGCCAUUCAUUAUAUAUUAGUAAUAAAAUUUAAAGUUUACAAUUAGCGUGACACCGCGUUUCGGUUUUUAUUAUUUCACGAGUGACGGUGUGAUCUUACAGCGCUUAAAGCGGGUUGUUUUAACGGCAAUUUGUAUGGAAUGAAAGUAACGCCAUCUAGUGAAAGAAAGAAAGUUAUCGAAUCUUUUAAAGAACUGUAGGCACACAGAAUAGCAUUGGAGGUGUAAAAAUAUUGCUAUCUCUGUCUUAUUAAUAGUCAACGGUCCUGUCGUAUUGGUUUAAAGAUUGUCUACAGCGGAAUUAGCACAGACGUAUCGAGAUCAUUUGAUUAUAUAGAGUUUUAUUUUUAAGAGUUUAGUUGUUAAAAUAUUGUCAUUAUGUCUGAAUUUUGUUAGUUGCUGUUGCUUUAGUAAGUCUACGUAUCUUAAUCAUAAUGUCGUGUCUUGAAAAUUCGCUAAUGUUAAUGUUCCUUACAGCGUCAAUGUCUAUAGGCGAUGGUCACCAUUUACCAUCAGCUCCAUCUGCCCACAACUGAUACAAACAGUUCUCGAAUAAUAUAUCUCUAUAUACAACACGACACUGUUACACUUAACCACUUAUAUACACUUUAGUUUUACUUCCAAUGUUCCGAUAUAGGAAUUUCGAUAUUCGAAAUGGCAUUUUUUUCGCGAUUUGAUUUUGUCUAAUGUUCCUUACAGCGUCAAUGUCUAUAGGCGAUGGUCACCAUUUACCAUCAGCUCCAUCUGCCCACAACUGAUAUAAACAGUUCUCGAAUAAUAUAUCUCUAUAUACAACACGACACUGUUACACUUAACCACUUAUAUACACUUUAGUUUUACUUCCAAUGUUCCGAUAUAGCAAUUUCGAUAUUCGAAAUGGCAUUUUUUUCGCGAUUUGAUUUUGUCUAAUGUCUCAAGUUGUUUGAUUCGAAUAGGCUGUAGAUAUUCAACAAUUCUUUUUUUCCAAUAGCACUUCAUUACACACACUAGACGUCCAAAUUGUUCAGUGACAUAUUACCCUAAAAUUAUUGUAUAUAAGGGUUAGUUGCUUUAAUGAAUUGUCGAAAUUAUACUCUUUUAUAUAUGUGAUAAGUAGAUGGACUGCCAUAUGGGUCACAAAUAGACAUUGGCGCGGUAAUAUUAGCCAUUUACACCGCCAAUGCACCACCAACCUCAGGAACUAAGAUGUUAUAUCCUUUGUGCCUGUAGUUAAACGGACUCAUCUUUCAAACCAGAAUACCUUAGUCCCCAGGGUUGGUGGCGCAUUGGCGAUGUAAGUAUUGUUUAACAUUUCUUACAUCGCCAAUGUCUUGAAUGUAUUUAAAAAAAUCGUUUUCAGUGAAUUACAAAUAUAUAGUGUAUAAAUAUGUAUUCAUUACUUGAACAGCGUAAGUCUGUAAUUGGCUUAUAGAUCAUAACUCAAAAAUAUUACACCCACUUACCGCACGCGUUAACUUUGUAAUACGAAACCUUGAAAAUAAAAAAUGUCAUAUUUCUGUCUCUCUCUCAAGUAUGUGGUUAGAACGAGAUAGUAGUUCUUUAACAGAAUCGAUACCUUCGUCUAUACCAAUGACGUACGUCUACUCUAAGAUCUAUGGUUAGCCGUUAAUUUUAAAAAUAAAUCUCUCAGAAGUGAAUGCCUUAUUAGAUUAACAGCUUAUAUUUAAUUCUAGUGUAAAUUAAAUGAAAAGAUUUCAA
Molecule: messenger RNA, 9348 nt
Organism: Nymphalis io (European peacock)
Lineage: Eukaryota; Metazoa; Arthropoda; Insecta; Lepidoptera; Nymphalidae
Product: zinc finger protein 729-like
Exons: 3
Coding region: 281-5710 (1809 amino acids)
Biological process (GO): regulation of transcription by RNA polymerase II
Cellular component (GO): nucleus
Molecular function (GO): DNA-binding transcription factor activity, RNA polymerase II-specific; RNA polymerase II transcription regulatory region sequence-specific DNA binding
Source: RefSeq, a predicted model, not a curated record